AUGCCGUUCUCCGACCUGGAGAUCUUCGCCGCAAUCCUGGCGGCCGCCGCCCACGACCUAGGCCACGAUGGAAAGUCGAGCCGCUACCACACCACCACCGAGUCCCCUUUAGCGCUGCUCUACAACGACAGCAGCGUGCUGGAAAUGAUGCACUGCUCCAUCUUCUUCGCGGUGCUGCGGUCCCAGGGUAGCAACAUUCUCAAUGACUUGGAGCACGCUGACCGUCAAGCCUUCCGCCAGCAGGCGAUCAGGAUGAUCCUGGACACCGAUCUGGCCAAGCACUUUGAUCAGGUCAAGAAGUUCCGGGAGAGCCACGUGGACGUGGAGGUCUACUCCCCGGAAGAGCGCACUGUGGAGCAGCGCACGGACGUGCUUAGCUUUAUGCUGAAGCUCAGCGACAUAGGCGGCAGCGCGAAGCCUUUUGCCCUGCACGCGCAGUGGGCCACACGCAUCAACGCGGAGCUUCUCGGGCUGAAUGGAACGACCGUUGACAAGGCAAUCAUACAGGCCGGGUCUUAA
Messenger RNA from Effrenium voratum, 519 nucleotides. The record is from the annotation of a GenBank genome assembly. NCBI's taxonomy places the organism in Eukaryota, Dinophyceae, Suessiales, Symbiodiniaceae.